UUGUUAAACUUUUGUAAUUUAUAAUUAGCUCGUAACUAUUAACAGGUUCUUCUCUUUGCUGAGGAUAGAAAGAGUCAAGAAUAGCUGCAGCUGUUUUUAGCUAGUGGUACUGGUCAUUUUCUUCCUAAUAAUGUGCACAAUCCUUCUGCUGACUUAUAUUGUACCACGACCUCCUAUGAAAAAGUUGUGAUUGUACGUAUUUCUUAAAUAGGCAACUGACAACUUCCGUCGUAAUUGAUAGCUUGCAAAGAAGUGUAAAGAUCAACCAUACUUGACGUCACCUAUGACCUUAACCUGAACCCAAUAUAAAGCAAAGCUCCCUCACCAUACAUGCGAAAUAUCGCGUUUUAGGAUUUUUUGCUUCUUUUGUUGACACUCUAUACAAUAACUAGUAUUGUUGCUAACCUCGAAACUUACGAAGAAAUUAUCCCUGAACCAAAGAAUAGCGACCAGUACUAAAAAAAAAUACGCUGCUGAAGUUGCGUCAUGUUUGUUUACAAUUGUGUCGUCUGCAAGUGUGAAACUCUAUAUUGUUUUCCCUCUUGAGUUCAUUAGUAUUGUUGGCACGUGUUAUUUGGGUUUCGUAUUUGUAUGCCAAACAGAGUAGGCAUUAGAAUUAGCCUUGCGCUUCGGAAGCGAAGCUGCAGAUGUACGGUAUCAUUAAUUUCGUUUUUUUCUAGACGCGUGUGAUUUGAUAACAAGAACGUUACAUAAAGAUCGAAAUGCGUGCAUAUGCAAAGACUUUUCUCAGGUUUAGGUCGCUGGACUGAUGCAGUUGUUCGAGUGGCUUUUUAACUUUUUGCAUAUUUGUAUUUUAUUUGCAAUGCGUUCGAAUGAAGAUUGCAUUGAUGUGGAAACUCCACCAGGUGUGCCACUCAGCGCUCAGUAUAUGAGGAGUUUUGCGUAUGCAACAGUGAAGGAUCGGCUACCCGUUAUAUUGACCCAGGUCAUUGAUCAUUUAGUGCGAGACAAGGAAGAAAUCAUUAAAGAACAUGGAGAGGUAGCAAGAGAAGAGCUAAAAACCGUCAUUGGUGCAUUUUCACAGUUGAAGAAUGAAAUUCAGACAAACAAACCACUGACACCACUUAAAUCAAAUAGCUCCGACAUUAAAAUCUGGAAUUCAGUCCUGGAAGAAGAAACAAAAAAUAAAAAACACAAGUGGUUCAAUAGUGACUGGCUAUUUUCAGAAUGCUAUAUGUACAGGAAAGUGAGAGAAAUAUUUGAAUUAAGGUAUCUUGCAUCAGGAAAUGCAUUCAGAGAUCUACAUUACACAUACAAAUGUGGAGGUUCUACAAUCUCAAGCAUAGUAAAGGACACUUGUCAAAAUAUUUGGAAUGUUCUGAAAGAGUCUACAUUUCCGAUGCUUACUGAAGAGGACUGGUUGAAUAUUGCAGAAGGUUUCAAGACAAAUGCAGAUUUUCCAAACUGUAUAGGGGCAAUAGAUGGUCAGGGUCUGAAUCUCUGGGGUAACCGCUUCGACCUAUCUCUGUCAAAAGGUGUUCAAAUUCUCAUAACAGAAAAUCCUCUUACAUAUGCUGAAAACUUCAAAGAUGAUAUCUUAGUAGAUGAUUCUGAUAAAAUAUGGGAAGUUUUAUCUGAAGCUGAUGAGCAGAAUAAACUUGUAGACAUUGUACUGGAUAAUGCAGCUUAUGAGCUGUUCACAGAUUUCUGCCUUGCAGACUACCUGAUCACUGCAUCACUCGCUAGCAAAGUACGCUUUUAUGUGAAGGCUAUGCCAUGGUAUGUUUCAGAUACAGUGGUGAAUGACUUUCACUGGGUUAUAAAAACCUUGAUCCUUCAUGAUUCAAAAAAUGUAUCUGAUUUAGCAUCAAGAUGGAAGAAAUAUUUGGAUAGUGGGAAGUGGGUAAUAGAAGUUAAAGAUUUCUGGACUUUGCCCUAUGGUUACAAUAAGAUGCAAGAAAUACGACCAGAACUGUAUGCACAACUAUCACAAGCUCAGCUAGUUAUUUUUAAAGGAGAUCUUAACUACCGUAAACUUGUUGGAGAUAUUAACUGGCCUCCAACAGAGACAUUUUGCAAUGCACUUCAAGGCUUCAAUCCUACAAAUGUUAUAACAUUACGCACUAUAAAAGCAGAUACAAUAUGUGGUUUGAAACCUGGACAGGCAGAAGACACAGCAGCAAAAAAUGGUGAUUGGCUGAUAACAGGAAAGUAUGCAGUUAUUCAGUUCUGUGGUAAAGCUUGAACUCUUAAUCUGUUUUAUUACUUGUUAACUAUGGUCUUGUCUGUGAUAUGGCUCUGAGAAUUUUUAUAUUCUGUAAGAGCUUUAAUUUUGUAUCUUUUUGGGUACUGGCUGAAUUUAUUUAGUAUAGUAUUCUUGAAUAAAGUAUAUUGAUUCAUGUGA
Messenger RNA from Schistocerca piceifrons (Central American locust), 2365 nucleotides. RefSeq names its product damage-control phosphatase ARMT1-like. The transcript has 6 exons. Gene Ontology annotation, biological process: DNA damage response. The coding region runs from base 770 to 2206 and encodes 478 amino acids. The record is from RefSeq and is a predicted model, not a curated record. Gene Ontology annotation, molecular function: phosphatase activity. NCBI's taxonomy places the organism in Eukaryota, Metazoa, Arthropoda, Insecta, Orthoptera, Acrididae. Gene Ontology annotation, cellular component: nucleus; cytoplasm.